UAUCUUUUCCAGGAUCGAGUUCAAAACAAUAUAUUGUUGUUUCUCCACUAAUUUGUUAGUGUUACAUAUAUUACAUUUCUACAUAAAAACAAGUUAGAAGUGCGUGAAAGAAAUCAACAAAAAUGAGUAAUAUUUAUAUACAAGAGCCUCCAACAACCGGAAAGGUUCUGUUAAAAACUACUGUCGGCGAUAUUGAUAUCGAAUUAUGGUCUCGCGAAUCUCCGUUAGCUUGUCGGAAUUUCGUCCAGCUGUGCAUGGAAGGCUACUACAACGGGACGAUUUUUCAUAGAGUUGUACGUGGAUUCAUUGUACAAGGUGGUGAUCCUAACGGUGAUGGAACAGGUGGAGAAUCAAUCUAUGGGCACCCAUUCAAAGAUGAGUUUCAUUCACGACUGCGCUUUGUACGACGAGGCUUAGUUGCCAUGGCUAACUCAGGUAAAAACGACAAUGGAUCGCAGUUUUUCUUCACACUGGGAGCGACUCCUGAGUUGCAGAACAUGCACACCCUGUUUGCAAAGGUCGGAGGCGAUACGAUCUAUAAUAUGCUGAAACUAGAAGACGGUGAAAUUUAUGAAAAUGAAAGACCACACUUUCCUCACAAGAUACUGAAAACGGAAAUAUUGCACAAUCCGUUUCCAGAUAUUAUUCCGAGGCUAAUAAAGCAAAAUAAAAAUUCAGAAGAGAAGGUGAAGAAGAAAAAAGAGAAAGGCGUUAAGAAUUAUGGGUUGCUUUCAUUCGGCGAUGAAGCUGAAGAGGAGGAACAAGAAAGUAUUCAGUAUGUUCAAAAGAAUAUAGCUGUCAAGGGAAAGAGUUCACAUGAUGUACUUGACGAUCCUAGAUUAAGUAAGCAAGUAAUCGAUAUAAAGGGAGCAGCUAAAAAUGAAGCUAAAAGGCGACAUUCAAAUUCAAGUAGUGAUUCAAAUUCAGAAAAUGAAGCUGAAUGCGCCGAUUCUCGCAAAAAAGAAUUGAUAGAACAGGAAGCUAAUAAUAUACGGGAGAAGUUGAAACGAAGAAAAGAAACGGAACCAGCAAAGGAAAUGUCAUCGGAUUCUGACUCCGAUUUUGGGCUGGGUAGUGAAAGACAAAAAAUCAAACAAGAGCAAGCAGCGAAAAUUCGAGAAGAGAUUACUAAACUGAAGAAAGAAUACCAAUCAGACAAACGUAAAGACAAAGCAAUUGAACAACAGAAUAAUACUGAGAAAAAGAAGAAUGAAUCAAACAACGAGGUUAUGAAAGAGUUUCUUGCUGUUCAGGAACAGUACUCGGAAAAGAAAAAAUUGUUGCCUAAAAAGGGAAUCUCCAGAGAAAAUUUUACGCUGCAACUGCUAGAGAAAUUCAAAAAUAAGCUGCAAAAUGUCCAAGAGCAAUCUGACGAGCCGACGGCCAGUGGAAGUCGAACAGAACUGGACGAGGAAGAAGACAUUCAAGGUGAUAGUUGGCUUUCACAUCGAUUGCAGUUCGAAACGAAUGAUCCAAUCUUGGCGAAGGAUGCAGUGACGAAAGAUGAUGACUGGUAUGAUGUGUACGAUCCAAGAAAUCCUUUGAAUAAGCGAAAACGUGGAGAAAAAGUCGAAAUGAAAGAGAAACCGCGAAAGUGAAACACAUUAAGCCUAUUGAUUUUACCAUAUUAAACCUGUUCAUCCACUCA
Molecule: messenger RNA, 1648 nt
Organism: Malaya genurostris
Lineage: Eukaryota; Metazoa; Arthropoda; Insecta; Diptera; Culicidae
Product: spliceosome-associated protein CWC27 homolog
Exons: 3
Coding region: 123-1598 (491 amino acids)
Biological process (GO): protein folding; protein peptidyl-prolyl isomerization
Cellular component (GO): catalytic step 2 spliceosome
Molecular function (GO): peptidyl-prolyl cis-trans isomerase activity
Source: RefSeq, a predicted model, not a curated record